Molecule: messenger RNA, 1736 nt
Organism: Numida meleagris (helmeted guineafowl)
Lineage: Eukaryota; Metazoa; Chordata; Aves; Galliformes; Numididae
Product: SLAM family member 8-like
Exons: 4
Coding region: 197-943 (248 amino acids)
Biological process (GO): T cell activation
Cellular component (GO): external side of plasma membrane
Source: RefSeq, a predicted model, not a curated record
GGCUGAUGAGGAGCGGCUGAGGGAGCUGGGGUUCAGCCUGCGAAGCUGGGUGCUCAGAUUCAGAUAACCUCCCACUUGCAGACGGAACAGGAAGUGUUCUGAAGAGCGGUAUUGCUGUUGCGUGACCACAGCGCGUUUCUGAGAGCGGGGACCCCAGACCUGGGCCUGGGGGUGCUUCCGGGGGGCAGUGUUUGAGAUGCUCAGCCUGGAUUUUGGGUGCCAACACGGAAUGAAGGCGGCAGUGGUGCUCACGGGGCAGCUCCUCCUCGUCUUCUUCAGCACGCAAGCAGCAUGGGUGCAGAAGGACCCGAUGCCCGCGGAGGGGCUCGUGGGGGGGGUGGCCUACCUCAUCCCUCCCACCCAAGGCUCCUUCCACAAAGUUGAGUGGCGCUACGGCAAAGACCUGAAAAUCGCCAUCCGUGAGAGCGGGGAGGAGGUCCGCUACCCCAAAGGCCCCUACAAGGGUCGCCUGGAACUCUUCUCCAACAACACCCUGAGGAUAGAGCACCUGCGGAAAAACGACAGCAACACCUACUGGGUGUAUACGGAGAACAGUGCGGGCACAGAGCACCGCGAAAGCAUCCAUCUGCAGGUGUACGAGGCGGUCCCCAAACCCACUGUGAGUUACACGGUGAAUAAGAGCAACCCGAAGAGCUGCAAAGUCACCCUGAACUGCUCAGUGGGACUGGAGGACGUCACCUACGAGUGGUUGGCCCCCAGCAGGGUCAUAUCAAACGGUGGCGGCGAGCUGUCCCUCUCCUUCAGCCCCUUGGAGGAAAACUACACCUGCGUAGCCAGAAACCCCGUCUCCUUCAACAGCUCCUGGCUGAUCCACAGGCACCCCUGCUCCUGGGAAGCUGAACCCUCUGCUGCCACAGCGUCCACCAAGACCAGCGUGCUGGUGUCCCUGGGAUGUCUCCUCCUCCUCCUCGCUCUGCCUUAAAGAUGCAUCACGGUUGAUGCCCGUCCUCCUCCCGCUGUCACAUUCCUGCUGCGGGUCGGUGCGGGUGAAGCGUUCAGAUCAGUGAGGGACCAUGGUUCUCCAGGAAUCCAUCACAUCCAGUGCCCAGGACACGUACUCCGGUGGCCCACGCGCUGUGCCACCACCUCAACCCUUGUGCUAUGCAACUGUGAUGUUUUUUUUUAUAGUUAUUCCAUUUCAUGACCACUGUCAGAGCUGGGAGGGCUACCAGAGAGCUGCAGCCUUUCUCCCUUCAAUAUUUGCCAAAACUUUCAGUGUUCUGUACGUGUUCAGUGGUGAUAUGUUGUCUCACUCGUUAUCGUGUCCCCACAAUGGCUGCCAAUUACUGUUGUGGGUUGAGGGUCUUCUGUCCCACCACAGGGGUGUUUGGUUGAGAUAAAGAGCAACUAAUUUAUGAGAGCUGGUGAAGGAAUACUACAGGAUAAAAGGGAUCAAGGGUAAUAAAUAAAACCAAGAGAGACGUGGCCUUCUAACCACGCUGUGGAAUGGUAGUACAGUCAGAGGAAGGCCUUCUUUGUGUCACUCCUUUCCUCCCGGAAAUCACACGGGAAUGACCAGAGCUGAUAGGAGCUGCAGCUCCCAGGAACCAGGAACCACAGCCCUCCCAGCCCUGACAGCUCAUUCCAGGAUGUCAUGAAUAAGGAACAUUGGCGAAAAACCACGAUGGCCAACAGGCACCGCUGUGUCUUUCACAACAGUGCUUUGAAAACACCAGCAACGCAAAUCAAUAAACAGACUCCUAACUGCUCAAAAA